AUGAAGACCGACAUGGUCGACAACCUUCUUGUGUCCUGGAUGGACGAGCUCGACAUGAGCCCAUCCAGUGACAACGACGGCGUCGCCCCUCCGGCGGCCGUCGACAGCAACUUGGCAUCCUCCCAAGCCAAAGUCCAAGUUGCUCAAACUCCUCCCAAGCAUCUCGACCAAGACGACACCGUCGCGGUCACCACCCCGACGAAGGGGGUCCGACGCAAGGAUCGCGGCUACUCGCCAGCGUUCCAGGCCUCGCGCUCCGAACCACAAGACAACGGCGACGACGCCGCCAUGGAGAUCGACGCGCCGUCGCCUCCAUGGAAAACAGACCGAGCCGCCCCUCGCGGACUCGUGUCUCCUCUCCAACCCCCCGCAGCCCCUGCCCGCCGCAGGGAUGCGAACCUCUACCUGGGUGGCUCCUCAGAGCCCCCCAGCGAGUCCUCAAGCCUCAGGCGACUUCGCUCCCUCGCGAAGUCCGCCAACCACAAGAGCCGCGCCGAGCUUCAUCGCCAAGAAGCCGCGCACCGAGUGUUCAAGAAUUCCUCAAUCAGGUCCAAACGACCUGCUGAGGCCACCCAGAGAAGCUCGCCAGCUCUGCCAGUGAUGGGCCCACCCCGCCCACUCACGAACCAUGACCUCAUUUGGAACGCAGAGCUGGCGGAGGAAAGAGCCUUCAAUGCCAUGUCAAGCCACCAGAGGCGAAUGGCGAGGGCUCACAAGGAAUGGUGUCAAGGCCAAAGGGGCCGGAUGGAGGAAUGGAUCCGCCGGUGCGAACAAGAAGCACGGGGCGGAAAUCCUUGA
Messenger RNA from Lecanosticta acicola, 798 nucleotides. The record is from the annotation of a GenBank genome assembly. Lineage: Eukaryota; Fungi; Ascomycota; Dothideomycetes; Mycosphaerellales; Mycosphaerellaceae.